Molecule: messenger RNA, 1167 nt
Organism: Fusarium mangiferae
Lineage: Eukaryota; Fungi; Ascomycota; Sordariomycetes; Hypocreales; Nectriaceae
Exons: 2
Coding region: 1-1167 (388 amino acids)
Source: RefSeq, a predicted model, not a curated record
AUGGCCGAACUUGCGACAGACAUGUGUUCACCAGAACUAGUGGACGACAACGUGGAGUCUGGUGCACUUGUCAAGACCCUGUCGCCAACGGAUGAAGUAGUGAAUGGAAACGCUGCUGAAGAGAGGUUUUUGGGUAAAAAGCUAAAGAAGAAGAAGGAGAAGAAGGAGAAAAAGAAAAAGGAGAAGGGAAAAUCUCUUUUAUUUAAUAGCCAAGGCACUAUCUUUGCAGAAGAGUCUUUAGCUGUCGAGCCAGUCACGUCGACAGAGGAUCGAGAACAGUUGGUUGCUGUUCCUGAGGAGUUGGACAUCCUGGACACCGCAAUGCCUGAAGAGGAUCCAGUUCUAGAGGCCGAGAGCGUUCAUGGACCAUCAGCUGAGUCCCCCUUCUCAGGGCAUAUCAAUGGUGUCAUUGAGCAUGAUAUGCCACCACCAGCGCCUCCGCCACCAGCGCCUGAGCCACAGGAGCUCAUAUAUCUCCCAUUCAGCGCCCAACAUAAGCUCAUGGUGCACCUACAGGAGCGCCUUGAGACAAUGUGCUUUUCCUUUGCCCAGCGUGUCCUCCCGCAUGCUCUCGAAAGCCGCGGUUGGGAUUGUCCAGAAAUGCUACAGCUGCACCUCUGGAUGAAAGACCCCGCUUUCCAGCACUACAUGGAACAAAAUGUGCCUGACAUGGAACGUCGCCUUCAGAUGAUCGAUUUCGCUAUCGAGAUUCGGCGCUGCGCUGUGAAUCGCAAGCGGAUUGAUACGACUGUGUUGGAAGCUCUUCUCUCCUCCGCUUUGGACUUAGCUAAAGUUCUCGAGGAGCAAUCCUCAGUCGAUGAGCUUGAACAAUUAAGAGACCGUGUCAUCCAAACCACUCAUCGCCUUGCCGAGGAAACUCAGGUAAUGCAGGCCAGAUACGAGACAAAGUUGCAGGGAAUCGCCGCUGCUCGGGCAAGGUUGGAUGUCAUGGAGGAGGGGAACAAAACCUUGCUUGCCAAGAGGCUGGAGAAAAGUCGUUCUGCAGCCAAUGGCAGAAUCAUCAUGCUUAUACGUGAGGCGGGAUGCUCAACUCCAAAGGCAGCUUUGCCUGGAGCGUCAACAACGAGAUCUUGUCUUGAUUGGAUGAACGAUCUCGAGAGUAGCUUGGCUCUGGGUGAGGAUGAUGAUGAGGACUUUGUGGGUUAG